Vigna unguiculata (cowpea) is the source of this 2725-nucleotide messenger RNA. RefSeq names its product NADPH--cytochrome P450 reductase. NCBI's taxonomy places the organism in Eukaryota, Viridiplantae, Streptophyta, Magnoliopsida, Fabales, Fabaceae. Gene Ontology annotation, molecular function: NADPH-hemoprotein reductase activity; FMN binding; flavin adenine dinucleotide binding. The record is from RefSeq and is a predicted model, not a curated record. Gene Ontology annotation, cellular component: cytosol.
AAAGUAAACCCAUUGACAUCGAUUGAAAGUGGCCCAAGGUUUCUGUCUGGUUUAGCUCUUCCUGGGUCCUUUCCUCUCUCUUCUUUUCACCACUGCACCCAACCCCUCCCUCUCUCUCUCUCCUAGAGUCUUUCACUACAACUACCGGUGCCUGUUAGGUUUCUGUCGUUACUGGUUUAGUUCUCACGCGAUCACGCAGGCACUCGUCACUGUCUCCUUCACCUCCCGCACUGUGCUCCGAAUUUGAUUGAGUUGUGGACGCGAUGGCUUCCAAUUCCGAUUUGGUGCGCGCCGUUGAGUCGUUCCUCGGCGUUUCUCUCGGAGAUUCCGUUUCGGAUUCGCUGCUUCUCAUCGCCACCACCUCCGCCGCGGUCGUAAUCGGUCUUCUAGUGUUUUUCUGGAAGAAAUCUUCGGAUCGGAGCAAGGAGGUGAAGCCGCUGGUUGUGCCGAAGGGGUUAUUGAUGGAGGAGGAGGAGGAAGUUGACGUUGCCGCCGGCAAGACUAAGGUCACCAUUUUCUUCGGUACUCAGACCGGUACUGCUGAAGGCUUUGCGAAGGCGUUGGCAGAUGAGAUCAAGGCAAGGUAUGAAAAAGCGGCUGUCAAAGUUGUUGACCUGGAUGACUAUGCAGCUGAUGAUGAUCUAUACGAGGAGAAGCUGAAGAAAGAGAGUCUUGUAUUUUUCAUGCUGGCAACUUAUGGGGAUGGAGAACCAACAGACAAUGCUGCAAGAUUCUACAAAUGGUUUACUGAGGGGAAAGAUGAGAAGGGAACCUGGCUUGAAAAACUCACAUAUGGAGUUUUUGGCCUAGGUAACAGACAAUACGAACAUUUUAAUAAGAUAGGUAAAGUUGUGGAUGAAGAUCUUGCUGAACAAGGUGCAAAGCGUCUAGUUGCACUUGGAUUAGGUGACGAUGACCAAUCCAUUGAAGAUGAUUUUUCUGCCUGGAAAGAAAGUUUAUGGCCUGAGUUGGAUCAGUUGCUCAGAGAUGAGGAUGAUGCUAAUACUGUCUCUACCCCCUAUACAGCUGCUAUUCUUGAAUACCGAGUGGUGAUUCAUGAUCCCACUGCAACAUCAAACUAUGAUAAUCACUCAACCGUGGCAAAUGGGAAUGCUGUGUUUGAUAUUCAUCAUCCUUGCAGGGUGAAUGUUGCUGUACAAAAGGAGCUUCACAAACCUGUGUCUGAUCGUUCUUGCAUACAUUUGGAAUUUGAUGUAUCAGGGACGGGCAUAACAUAUGAAACUGGAGACCAUGUGGGUGUUUAUGCUGAGAACUGCAAUGAAACUGUUGAAGAAACUGGGAAGUUGUUGGGUCAGAAUUUAGAUUUAUUUUUUUCUCUUCACACAGACAAGGAGGAUGGCACUUCCCUAGGUGGUUCUCUCCUACCUCCUUUCCCUGGCCCUUGCUCACUGCGAACUGCAUUAGCACGUUAUGCUGAUCUCUUGAACCCCCCACGAAAGGCUGCUUUAGUUGCAUUAGCUGCUCAUGCCUCUGAACCUAGCCAAGCAGAAAGAUUAAAGUUCCUUUCAUCUCCUCAGGGGAAGGAUGAGUACUCCAAAUGGGUGGUUGGAAGCCAGAGGAGUCUCAUUGAGGUGAUGGCCGAGUUUCCAUCAGCAAAACCUCCUCUUGGUGUUUUUUUUGCUGCAAUAGCCCCUCGUUUACAGCCUCGUUAUUAUUCUAUUUCAUCCUCUCCUAGGUUUGCUCCUCAAAGGGUACAUGUAACUUGUGCUUUGGUGUAUGGUCCAACUCCCACUGGUAGAAUUCACAAAGGUGUAUGUUCAACUUGGAUGAAGAAUGCUAUUCCCUUAGAAAAAAGUCAAGACUGUAGCUCGGCUCCUAUUUUUAUUAGGCCAUCAAAUUUCAAGCUUCCAGUUGAUCAUUCAGUACCUGUUAUUAUGGUUGGACCUGGUACCGGUCUUGCACCUUUCAGGGGAUUUUUACAGGAAAGAUAUGCUCUCAAAGAGGAUGGUGUUCAACUUGGCCCUGCAUUACUCUUCUUUGGAUGUAGAAAUCGUCAAAUGGAUUUCAUUUAUGAGGAUGAGCUAAAGAAUUUUGUGGAACAAGGUUCUCUUUCAGAAUUGAUAGUUGCAUUCUCUAGAGAGGGGGCUGAAAAGGAAUAUGUUCAACACAAGAUGAUGGACAAAGCUGCGCACCUGUGGAGUUUGAUUUCUCAAGGAGGUUAUCUUUACGUCUGUGGUGAUGCCAAGGGCAUGGCCAGAGAUGUUCAUCGAACUCUUCAUUCCAUUGUCCAGGAGCAGGAAAACGUGGACUCAACAAAAGCUGAAGCUAUAGUGAAAAAACUCCAGACGGACGGACGUUACCUUAGAGAUGUAUGGUGAUUUUUCUUGUUGUUCGUCUGUUUUGAUUGUGGUAUCCUUGCUAUUUGGUAUGCAAAAUUCAAGAUUGGCUGGAGGAUAUUUUUGAGAUUAGUAGCUGCCUUUACGGAAAUUUAGGAACCGACAGUGGAGGCUUAUCAGGUUUCCUUGAGAAGAAAUGCUUUUCUGGACAUUUGCCCUUUUUCUUUCUAUUGUCUUUACAUUAUCUUAUGAUAGGUUGGAUGGAUCCCUCUAAACUAGGAUUAAUUUUAGGGGGACUCUGAUGGUUAGUCUCAGAAAUCGGUCAACACAUAGAGGUUACAGUGGAUGAUUGUGUAUCAUUUAAGUGUAGAAAUUCGUAACGAAUAAUUAUUUUUUAUUAAUGAAACUUGUUUUUUUAAUGCAGAGGA